AGUAAAUCUAUAAAAAAUAUCAAAUGAAUUCCCACUAUUCUUAACCACCCACCCCGUUUUAUAUAUCACUAUCUCGCUCGUAUACAGCCUAAUUUAGCCUCGGCCAUGGCCACGAAGACCCUGCAGCACAUUCCUCAACACAUCUUCUUAAUCUGCGUAACCCUAUCUCCCCUCUGCUUCUCUUGCAAUGAAGAUUGUUUCACUUCUUUCACCCCAACAACAGCAACAGCUAGUCCAAACGUUUCCAUCAAAGACCAGAUACUUAGCCUGGCUAAUGAUCAAGAAACUGUGGAUUGGAUGAAACGAAUACGGAGGAAGAUACACCAGUACCCUGAACUAGCUUAUGAAGAAGUUGAUACCAGCCAGCUCAUUAGGCAUGAACUUGAUCUGCUUGGUGUUCCUUAUCGUUGGCCUGUGGCUACCACAGGUGUUGUCGCUAAAAUUGGCUCUGGUUCUCCUCCCUUUGCUGCUCUCAGAGCUGAUAUGGAUGCUUUACCUAUUCAGGAAUUGGUGGAAUGGGAGCAUAAAAGCAACGUAGACGGUAAAAUGCAUGCUUGUGCCCACGAUGCCCAUGUUGCCAUGUUGCUUGGAGCAGCAAAGAUACUGCAAAAGCUGCGAUGCGCUUUACAGGGAACUGUAAUUCUAAUAUUUCAACCAGCUGAGGAGCGCGGUGAAGGAGCCAAACAAAUGAUCGAAGAGUCAGUGCUUGAAAAGGUAGAGGCCAUUUUUGGGUUGCAUCUGGUGCAUGAAUAUCCCGCAGGUGUGGUUGCCACACGAGCUAAAGGAUUUCUAGCUGGCUGUGGGAGCUUUAAAGCCACAAUUAGCGGCAAAGGAUACCAUGCUGCAAUUCCCCAUCUCGCCAUUGAUCCAAUUUUGGCGGCUUCCACAGCGAUAAUAAGUCUACAAAAUAUAGUUUCAAGGGAAACUGAUCCUUUGGAUUCUCAGGUGGUCUCAGUGUCUAUUAUUGAAGGUGGAACUGCAAUCAAUGUAAUCCCAGACUCAGUGACAAUAGCAGGAACUUUUAGAGCUUUCAGUACGACGAGAUUCAAUGCACUUAGGGACAGAAUAGAAGAGGUAAUUAAAGCUCAAGUAGCUGUACAUCGGUGCUCGGCUGCGAUCGAAUUCUCGGGAAAAGAUCACCCUACAAUUCCUCCCACCGUCAAUGAUGAAAAGGUGUUCGAACAUGUAGUGCGCGUAUCGAGGGAGAUAGUAGGAGAAGAAAACACAAAAGUAGCUCCUAUGUUUAUGGGGAGCGAAGACUUUGCUUUCUACUUAGACAAGGUUCCUGGAACAUUCCUUUUCUUAGGAAUUCGCAAUGAGAAAAUUGGAGCCAUACAUCCUCCACAUAGUUCUUAUUUCACCAUUGAUGAAGAUGUGUUUCCCAUUGGGGCGGCAAUUCAUGCAGCAUUUGCACAUUCAUUUCUCUCAAAUUAUACAAGUUCAGUUUGACUACUGCCAGAAAUGUAAAUAGAGAUUUCCGUACAAUGAUAAUGAUAUGAUUGCUAUUUUAUA
Messenger RNA from Gossypium arboreum, 1512 nucleotides. RefSeq names its product IAA-amino acid hydrolase ILR1-like 1. Lineage: Eukaryota; Viridiplantae; Streptophyta; Magnoliopsida; Malvales; Malvaceae. Gene Ontology annotation, cellular component: endoplasmic reticulum. Gene Ontology annotation, molecular function: IAA-Ala conjugate hydrolase activity. Gene Ontology annotation, biological process: auxin metabolic process. The coding region runs from base 106 to 1449 and encodes 447 amino acids. The record is from RefSeq and is a predicted model, not a curated record. The transcript has 5 exons.